Molecule: messenger RNA, 2699 nt
Organism: Moneuplotes crassus
Lineage: Eukaryota; Ciliophora; Spirotrichea; Euplotida; Euplotidae
Source: the annotation of a GenBank genome assembly
AUGGAAACCUCAAUAGCUACUUCAGUCCAUCUGAUCACUCAGGGAUUUUUUCACCAUGAAGAGAAGAUCAAACAGCUGUUCAGAGGCUACUCCUUCCUCAAUACUCCUGUAGUAGGAGUCAAUGAUAUUGGCAACUGCUUCGAUGGUUUAGAGGAAAUAUUAUCCAUCAGACUUGUUCCAAUAAGUUUUGCAAGAGGUGAAACUGAGAGUGAUAAGGUCUUACCAUUCCAAAAGCAACACUUUUAUCAGACCUUAGAACAUUUAGCAUCUAAAUAUAGAGGUCAGAGAUCUCUUGAUACCAAUGCUUUUAGAGAUAUCCUGGUGGACUACUUGACAAUCGAAGGCAAUGAAGAAGUUAAUAAAUAAAUUAGGUUAUAACCUCCGAGUUGACUACCUAUUUGUGAGUACAAUGAAAAAGACAGCAGCCUUUGACCCUAAAAUUACUGAUUUAGAACCCACUCAUCCUGAGGAUGCCAUGUCUUUCAUAGAAGAAGAGGAUUUACAAAUGAUGAUGAGACAAGCUGAAAUGGAAGGCAAUCAAGAAAAAUUAUUAUUACUCAGAGACCUUUAUACUCUCAACACAGAGUUUGGAAUUUCUGAAAAUAAUGAUGAGAGGUCAAAAAUUAGAAGAAAGAUUGAAUUAUUAAAGAAAAGAAUUGAUGCGUCACAAGAGAGGACUCCUAGUAAGAAGACUCUUAGGAAGAAACUUAGAGAGACUCCUCUUAACACUCAAAAGCAGAGGAUUAAAGAUCUAAAGGAGAUAUUUAAAUUCUACUCUCGCCAGCACCUAAUGAUCGGGAAGUUAUCAACUUUCGAUAACAUCCAAAAGCAAACCUCUAUUCUUAACAUGGGUGACUUCGUGCUGUUCUGUAAGGACUUCAAGGUUCCUCUCGACAAGCGUCGGUGAGCGACCGUAUACAAACUAAACUCCUUAGAAAGUAGCAACCAGAUGACCUUCGACCAGUUCGUUCAUGCCUUGCCCAAGCUCUUCAGGGAAAAAUACAAGGACGAGAUAGAUAAGCUCAACGGCAGAAUUGGGGAGAUCAAGAAGAUCUAUAAACAGAAGAAAAGGAAAUUUGUUGAUGCCUUGAAGCAGGAUGAAGCAGGGCUGCUGAAGAUUUAUGAGGAGCUGAAGAAGGAGGAGGUAGCGAAAGAGAAAAAGAAGGGGGAGAUGGAGAUGGAGAAGCAGAGGGAUGAGGUGAAGGAGGAGAAGGAGGAGAAGGAGGAGAAGGAAGGGAAGGAGGAGGAAGAGGAGAGGAAGCAGGAUGAGAAGAAGGAGUUAGUUCAAGAAAGGAAGGAGCAAGUUGAGGAAAAGGAAGGCCAGAUAGAGAUUAAGAAUAACACUUUAAAACCUGACCCGUCUAAAGAUGGUAAAUUAAGAAUUAUAGAUUUAGAUCUUAAUAUUAGAGAAUCAGAUGAUGAAAAUUUGAAAUCUGUUGGAGGAAAUCCUGUAAAUCCGAAGCUUCAAAAGUCAAAGCCAACAAAGAAGAAUAAACCUCCUCCAUAUAACCCACACUCUUCUCUCGCUCAGAAAUCCAAGCUAGAUUCAACUCCACGAAAAGACACUAAACAAGACUCAAAUAGAAAUGCUAAAACUUCUAAAGAUGAACCUCAAGAAGGGCCUGAAAUCAUAGAGGAGCCUUCUCCUGAAACAAUCAUAAUGAACAAGCACAGGGAUAAAAUCCGGUACAUUAUUUCUGCUAAAUUUGACCGUAACAAAGAUAAUCCAGAGCUGAACAUUCUUCGGGCAGAGAAAGAACGAAUCCAGUUAAAAAUUGAGGAAAUAAAGAAGAAGAUGUCUAAUACUGAAUCAAUCGAAAAAGAAGCAAAUGAGCUUCUUGAUCAACAUGUAGAGAAAUGGAAGAGCUUGACACCUCAAAAGAAAGGUGUUGCCUUGCCUUUUAACACCAAUGUCAGAGAUACAGAAGAAGGCGCCAAACCUAGUAAGAAGUACAAGUUCAAGUCUAAUGUUCAUCUUGAUGAGAUCAAGGAACAGGUCGCACAAAUUAAGAGAAGAAGAGAAAGACAAAAGUUAAAACAAAUCUUUGAAGCAAGGCUCAGAUAUGAAAAAUAGCAGGAAGUACAUACAAAGAGAGCAUGAAAGAUUACUACAGAAGAAAAACGAUAGGGAAUUUUCGUAUCAUAAUGAGGUAUCUCCUUAUGAGAAUGAUGCCCUGGAUUCUGCCAGGGAUCAUUUGUAUCUCAUCAUCCCUAAAAAUCCGAAGAGGGUCAAUAAAAAUCAAAGUGUUCAAGAAUAUUCUAGGGAAAGAACUCCUUUCAGGAGAAAUUCAGGAAUAUCUAUUGGAAAUAGCUCAGAAGGAUCAAUGAAGCACCAUAUCUAUCAUCAGAAUCAGAGGGAAUCUGAGAAUCCAAUAAAAAUUAGGGAUUUAUCUCAUGGCAUCUCAAAACCAAGGGAGAGGAGUAGAAGACUUUAUCAUAGAAAGGAUGAGAUUUAUCUCCCAGAGAUAUCAAAGCAUGCCCCUCCUAAUAGAGGAAGAUCUCUGCUGCAAAUGCAUGAUGUAUCAGCUCCAAAUCUUCGGAAUAUACAAAGGAUGAGAAAUAACAAUUCUCUUGAGAACCACCAUAAGGCAAGUUCCAAACUUUCUAAAGCGAAGAUAAGUAGAAAGCUUCGGAAUCCAUUGAGGGCGCAUCGGAAUAAUGAAAUUGAUCUAUCUAUUCAUUAAUACGAAUGUUUUCAA